AGAAAGCGGGUUAUGUGAAAACUCUGAGCUUGUUAACCCUGAGAUGAGGGAAACUCUGAGGUUAUCCGUUCCAGAAAGAGAGGUAACUUAAACUCUGGGUCCGUUACUGCGGUGACGUACUCUGUGAACAUAACCUGCUCGCUGCAGGUUUACUAUAAAAACCCCAGAGUUUCUACCUGUCUCCUCCCACACGAAGAAAGCGGUUAGAUAUGGAUUGCCCCUUUCUUAGAAAUCCGAUCGACAUCGAGGCGGUUUUGAUUAGAAAUGUUUUACGUCGCGAAAGAAUCUUCCGACCCAGGUUAGACGUUUUAUCAUUUCCAGAGGAUUUUCUUUUCGAACGCUACCGCUUUUCAUCAAACAGUAUCAUUUAUCUCAAUAACCUUCUCCGCCCAUAUAUCACCAACCUCACACAUCGCGGACGAGCACUCACAUCGGAACAAACUCUAUGCAUAGCACUACAUUUUUUUGCAAACGGCAGUUUUCUUUACAACAUCGGGGAUGCGGAGCAUUACGGCAAGGCAACAGUGUGUAGGGCUGUACGAAAGGUAACCCUCGCACUGAAGCGCCUGUUACCGGUGAUGGUGGUGUUCCCAGGACACAAACCUGUUCGCACCAUCAAGGAGGAAUUCCACAGGAUUGCAGGACUUCCAAAUGUGAUAGGGUGCAUAGACGGGACACAAAUCCCUAUUACUGCACCUGCCCAAAAUGAAGGGGACUAUGUCAAUAGAAAAUCCUUUCACAGUAUCAAUGUCCAGAUCAUAUGUGAUGCAGCUUCCAUCAUCACAAAUGUAGAAGCCAAGUGGCCUGGCUCAGUCCACGAUUCCCGGAUCUACCGGGAGUGUAGUCUGAGCAACAGAUUUGCACGUGGAGAGUUUGAUGGCUACCUGCUCGGGGAUCGAGGCUAUCCAUGCCAGCCCUCUCUGUUGACCCCUUACCCUGAGCCGGGGCCCCAACAACGUUUUAAUGUGGCCCACUGCAGGACUAGAGCCCGGGUUGAGAUGACCUUAGGCAUACUCAAAUCCCGGUUCCAGUGCCUGCGUAAGCUCAGGGUCACCCCAGAGAGGGCAUGUGACAUCAUUGUGGCAUGUGUUGUUCUCCAUAAUAUUGCAAUUAUUAGAGGAGAGCAACACCCAGCCGUACAAAUCAAUGACGCUGAGGAUGAACAUCACAUCCCUGUGGAUGUUCAGGAUGGAAGGGCAAUAAGAGACCUCAUCGCCCGAAAUCACUUUUGAUUAAAAAUGAAAAUUCACAUGUAAUUUGGUUCUUCUUUAUUCCCUAAA
This is a messenger RNA of Centropristis striata (black sea bass), 1280 nucleotides long. Its product is annotated as putative nuclease HARBI1. The record is from RefSeq and is a predicted model, not a curated record. Lineage: Eukaryota; Metazoa; Chordata; Actinopteri; Perciformes; Serranidae. Bases 210 to 1232 code for a protein of 340 amino acids. The transcript is spliced from 4 exons.